AUGGCGGAUCCAGGCACUUGCGUAGAGUGCAUACCUGACAUUCAACAUGAAGGGUCAUCAACGCUGGUGCAAGAAUACCCCGUCCCCGCACAACCGGCACACGACCUACUUGACGCUUCUACCUUCGUACCCCCUUCCUCGCCUCCGACAUCAAGUAUCACCAUCGAGUUCUGCGACAGAUGUCGCUGGCUGCAUCGCGCGACAUGGGUGUCGACAGAGCUCUUCCUGACAUUCCCAGCACCCAUCCUGCAGUCCAUCACAAUCCUCCCGCUGAACUCAGACGCGACCGCGGGCAGGUUCCGCGUGUGGCUGUUCCUCGCAGAUUGCCCACCUGUCCUCGUCUGGGACAGGAAGAUUGAGGGCGGGUUCCCUGAGCUGAAGGUCCUCAAACAACGGAUUCGAGAUAGGGUACAGCCUGGGAAGUCACUCGGGCAUUCUGACCACAAAUAG
This is a messenger RNA of Sparassis crispa, 450 nucleotides long. RefSeq lists its product as hypothetical. The coding region runs from base 1 to 450 and encodes 149 amino acids. The record is from RefSeq and is a predicted model, not a curated record. The transcript is spliced from 4 exons. NCBI's taxonomy places the organism in Eukaryota, Fungi, Basidiomycota, Agaricomycetes, Polyporales, Sparassidaceae.